Molecule: messenger RNA, 1243 nt
Organism: Paramisgurnus dabryanus
Lineage: Eukaryota; Metazoa; Chordata; Actinopteri; Cypriniformes; Cobitidae
Source: RefSeq, a predicted model, not a curated record
GUGAUGACCAGCAACAUAUAUAAAGACUUAACACUAAAUGCUUGAUUCAAAGUAGACACUGAUAUUUUGUAUGACUUUGUAUUGCAUCCACCCUAUUCGUCCAAGAUGAAAAUUGUGAUACCCAUAAUCGUCUUUGUGGCAGUGGCAGGUUUUCACAGGGUGAUUUCUGCGUCUCUGAAUUCAACUGAGAGCACUGAAUCAUCUGAAGAAAUAGAGUCUGAAGAAAACACUACACCACAAAAUCAAACUACAGAUGAUCUGGAUUUUAAGGCAGCACAUGUGAAAGAUGAAGACAGUUUACGAGUGACACACAUGGAGGGAAAUGAUGAAGAAGAUGGCAAAGAAGUAAUUGAUGAAGAAGAUACUGAAGUUACUGUUCACAAUCUUAAUUUGUCAGAUGGUGAGAAAGAGGCAAAGUGUACUGCAAAAAAGAGAGGAAACACCAGAAGCGAGUCUGUAGAAACAGGCACUGUGGGCGACUACUCUAAACACACAACAGAGCACACAAAGCAGGUGGAUAAGAGUGUGAAAAGUGCUGAAGACCUCUAUCAGUAUGAAGAAAUAAGAUAUGAUUCAUAGACCUGAGUGUUAUUAAGCCAAGUGUGAUAAGACCGUCAAGGAAGUUAUAUAUCUUUUAAACAUAUAUGGCAAAUUGUUUGAUAAAAUAUUGCUUGCUAAAAGCGUGUUAUAAACGUGCUAAGCUCCAAUAAACUGGAAGUAUUGUUUUGACAAAAUUUGUAAGAUCACAGCUUUUUAUAAACAUUCACCACAGUGCACAAUGUAAAAAAGAAGAGAAUUUAAGUGGGUGUAAUAACAUGGGAGGUUUACAGCUGUAUGAUUAUAUACAGCCUUUUGGGAGGAAAGAGUUUUUAAGUAACAGAUGUAGGUAAUGGAUCUAGGACAGCUAUCCAGGCCAGCGCUGUCUACAGUGCUCAUUUGUCUGCAUCGUCCCAGCUUAUUUUUGGACCAAAGAUGCAACAUUGCUCUCCACCCUCUUCAAAAGCCUGAUAGGAAUGAAUUGUUUUAUUCAAAAUGCCCUUAAGCAAAUUCUCUGGAAAUGUUUUGUUUGAACUGAUGUGGAAAUGUUGAUGCUUGGGUUGUAUUUUAAAGUGCUAACCAAAUGACUGACAAAUUAGCCUAUGUUAUAGCCUAAAUCUCUAUUUUGUCUGUUUUUCAACAAAUGCUUGCAAAAUCAAAUUCUUUGAAAAAUGUAAAGUCAUCUAAUAACAAUAUUUGCAAACCA